CCCCAAAUCUCUCUCUUUCUCUCUUCUUCCAAUUUCUCCUUCUCCUCUUUUUCUGCAGAAACUAUCAAAAAAUCUCUUCGUUUUCACAAAUUCUCAUUUACUAUAUUAAAAAAAAAACCCUUUCAAAAUUCUUCUUCUUCAAGAAAAUGGCGGUGGAUCUUUUAUCGGAAAAUUCUAAUAUGAGUCCAAGAAUCUCAUUUUCACGUGACUUUUGUCAAUCAGACGCAAUACCAAUCGAGAAACGUCCCUUAAGAUCAUCAAACUCUAAACCAUCAAGUCUCAAUUCAAGCAUAGAUUUCGAUUUCUGCAUUCCCGGCGGCGUAAAUUCCGGCGAAAGCUUCGACCAAGGUUCUUGGUCCGCUGAUGAACUCUUCUCUAACGGCAAAAUCUUACCAACAGAGAUCAAGAAAAAACCAGAACCGGGAAAAAAAGAACCAGAACCAAAACCGGUUAAGACUAAACCGGAUUCAAGAAAGCAGAGGAAACAAAACGAAGAACAACAAGAAGACGACGUGAUCAUCACGACGGAGGAGAAAACCAAUACGAAGUCGUUUUGGGGGUUUAAGAGAAGCAGUAGUUUAAACUGUGGAAGUACUUAUGGUCGGAGUUUAUGUCCGUUACCGUUACUAAACCGGAGUAAUUCAACCGGUUCAACAUCGAGUAAACAGAAACAGAGCAGCUCAAGGAAACAUAACGAACAUGUGAAGUUACAACAAUCUUCAUCGUUGUCUUCUUCAUCUUCUGCUUCGUCUUCGUUGAGUAAUAAUGGUUUUUCGAAACCACCAUUAAAGAAAAGCUAUGGAGGGUAUAGUUAUGGUAGUCAUCAUGGAGGUGGUGGGAUUAGAGUGAGUCCGGUUAUAAAUGUUGUUCCUUCUGGGAAUUUGUUUGGUUUUGGUUCGAUGUUUUCUGGUAAUGGAAGAGACAAGAACAAGAAGAGAUAAAAUGUAAGAAUAGAUAUGUUUUCUGGUU
Arabidopsis arenosa is the source of this 969-nucleotide messenger RNA. The record is from the annotation of a GenBank genome assembly. Lineage: Eukaryota; Viridiplantae; Streptophyta; Magnoliopsida; Brassicales; Brassicaceae.